GGCGAAUUCGGUACGCCAACGUUGCUACGUGUGAAGUAAAGUUCUAGAGAUCAAGAACUAGACCAAAGUUGUCAUCGCCGCGAAACUUGUACAAACAUGUAAGCAGAAAUGGCAUCCUGUGGCUCAGCAGGGGGUAUGGCCGCGUCCAAUCAGAUCUCCUUAAAAGACACGGAGGCGGCUGCAUUCAACAAGCUGAGAGAUGCAAAGUCCCCCGAAGAAAGACAGCAGGCUCUGAAGAUGUGUCGUAAGAUUAUUUGUAAACUUGUGGACAGAUACUUGACAGACUUGCAAAAAGUUUCAGCCGAGUUGUCCAGCAGCGAACUCAGCAUCGUGGUGCUCAAUUUUCUUAACAACUGCAUCCAUCAGUCUCCCAAUAUGUUUGCUCGCACAAGCUUGACGAUGUCUGGUGUCAGUGAUGCAACGGGACCUCUCAGGCCUCAGCUGCAGGUGCCUCAGGAUCCUGAAUACCACAUAUGUAAAGGUCUGAAUACAUGGCUGUUGUCUUGCCUGAUCAGGAUUCUCAAUGAUUACUUCUGUCUUGCCCUUCAUGAUCAAAUCAUCAAAGUUAUGGUAUCUCUGCUUCAUGCCGUCAAGUACAAGGAUCCGCCGUCCUUCUCUGAGCUACUCAGUGAGCUCUGUAGCCUUGUAGCAGAUGUUUCUGCAGCAGUCUUGAACAACUUUGCAGCCGGUGAUGUAGAAGAACUAGACCCUCCUCUGGAAAUGAAACGCUUUACCGUUGAUGUGGACAGGCUAAGCAACUUGGAGGAGCAAGAAGAAUUGUCAAGCAUCUACAAAAACUCCAGACCGAUUACGUUGAGGUAUCACACUAACUGCAGUCUGCUUCAGUUGAACCUGACGAAAAUCCUGAAUGAGCUGAUAUAUGACGUGACACUGAUAACCUCCGUCCAUCAGUCACCAGGCCUUUGGUCCACGUUGGUCCAACAGUUUGAUGCCGGCCAGUAUGAAGUCAAACAGGCAACCCUAGAUGUGAUAACCAAGUUGCUUCCCCUGAACGGACUGCCAACGCUUGACGUUCUGAACAAGCUGAUGCAGCUCUUGCUGUUCUUCCUGACGUUGUUCCUCUCGGGAGACGACCUAGAAGGAUAUGAGGACAUGGUGAGCUUGGAGACAAGUCUAGCUUCCUGCCUCAAGGAGCUCUACUCACUUGAACAAACUUAUCACCAGCGUCAUCUACCUGUCUCAGUGCUUAAUGUUACCAUGGAGACCAUGGCAAGCUAUCUACCAAUCAGAGGCCUUGGAGUGAUUCGAACAGAUGAGCUGAGAGAUGCCAUAUGUCAGAUGCUUCUAUGCAUCUACAACCAGACACCCAGCGACUCGGAGCCAGCAGCUGCCAUCAGACAGAAACACACCAAGAGUAUCAAUACCGCCCUCAUUGUUGACUUGGGAAAGAUCUCCAAUCUGCAGUUUGUUGUAGCACCCCUCCUGACGACAAUCCAGAAUGAAUUCACCUCCUACCAAACCCACAAAUCUGCACCCCGACCAUCAACGCGUCCCUCUACCUUGACGACAACAUCAACAUCGUCACUCAGCUCCAUCAGUAGAAAAGAUGCCCUCAUCUCUAUGGCCGCUGUUGCCAUGGAUACCAGUAGCUCCUGUGCAAGCAGCAGUGAUGAGAGACAAGAGAAGAGGAGACGUCUGGCAUUGCACAGGACACCGGGCAAGAAGGGAUACAAGACGGGGGAAGUGACCAGCAGUAGCGAUGAGGAUUCGGCGACCGUCGUUGAGAAUUCACAAACUGUGAAGGAAAUUGUCGAGAAGUUGAGCAACUUAUAUAGCAGUGUCACCACUGCGCAAACAGACAGUCUUCCAGAUGUCUUGGAGGGAAUCCGCUGUUCCCUUGAGGUCCUCCUCCGAUCCUGCUCCCACCUGCUUGCCAAGACCCCGCCCAAGGACACGCCCAAGGACACGCCCGCUAACCCACCCGACAGAACCCCACGGUCAUCCAAAGCACGCAGCAAAGGUCCACAGAUGACCAAGAACACGUUUGCCGCCUGGAUGCCCGCUGAACAAACGAGGGAGCUCUGCGCUGCCCUCGUGGCUGUUGUACGCAAUCUGGCAAAUUGCCAAGAGGAGGUCGUUAAGCUGAGUUACAAGAAACUCAUUGAGAUUAUCAGCUCCCUGUUGGCUACUCAAGAUUUGAUCAAGUUACCCCUUGCCCAGCUGCAUACAUUUGUAUGGAUGCUGUCGUUGCCAUGGCUACCUAUGGAUUCUAACUGGCUUGAUCUGAGGGUCCAAGGAGAGAUGACAUCUAGGGAGAUCGCUGAUCUGAGCUCUGCCUUGGCUGAUAAGAUUGAUGAGCAAACUGAGUGUCUGUUUCUUCACAAUCUUGCGCUAUUCCCAAAGGAAAUUGCAUCUAAGUGGAGAACACACAUCUUCAAAGCAGCUGUGGGAAGCGACAAGACGUCGGUCCGAGUUGCUGCAGUCAAGGCAUUCCCCUUCCUCCUUCACAAUCUAGGAGCAAACUCACUCCAUCUUCUGCAUGAUCACAUCCACGGUAUGCUCAAAGACAAGUCUACCGUUGUCUUGGAGGAACUUGGACGGACCAUCGGGAGCAUUUCUUGCAUCAUCUGCAAGAAUGUCACACCACACAGGACUACUGACCUACAAGCUGCGAAGAAUCUGUCUAGUACCCUGACUUUGCAAUGCCAUACCUGUGAGCAGAGUAGUGUCGGUCCAGUAGCCAGAGAGUCAGCACCAAGUGAGAGUCUACCAUUGGCUGUUGUCACGCCGUAUCUUGCCUUACUCUCAAACAAAGUCUCUGUCAAACAGGCAUUUUUGAAGAGUUUCCCCCAGCUGUUCAACCAUCUGGAUCUAUUGAGACCAAACACAGCCGUGACUAACUUCCUCAUCGCCUGCUUGGACUUGAUUGAAGAUAAGAACUAUGACCUCAGGCUGGAGUUCAGUAAGACCAUCAAGUACCUGAUAGGCUACGGUGAGAGAUCCAACACAGCCAAUGACCAGGCCGUGGUUACCAGACUCAAAGCAGCCUUCUUAUCAGCUAAAGCCUCGGGCAAUAACAGACUACAGGAGACCGUGGUCCACACUAUCGCAGAACUCGGAAUGGUUGCUGAGGGUGAGUUGUUACUAGUCUCCAUCAUCAGUCUUUUGGAGUCACUCUUGUCGUCCUCAGCCCUCGUCAGAGCAGCUGCGUAUGUUAAGCUUCAAGACGUGGCAUCGGCCAAGAACCUGAAGAUGUCCGUCCUCUUUGCUCACUUCAAGCAACCGAUCUGUCAGUUUCUCGUUGAAGCUUUGCAUCAAUCCCAAGAUGAGACCACCAGCUCUGGCUGUCUUCAUGUCAUCGGUGAAGUAGCUCAAGUCUUUGAGUUCAAAGACAAGCAUACCUUUUUAACACAAACGAUGCGAUUUCUCCUUCCAAGGAUCGUGAGUAAAGCCACGCCUGUUGCCUCAGCCAUCUUGAGAGUCAUUGCCAAGACGAUGAAAGUGAACCAUCGGGAGAUGUUGGUUGACUGCUUCCGCUACAUCUUCUCGUAUCUUGUCCGAACCUGCAACAAGACAGACUUGGAGAAAGCUCUGCACUAUCUCCAGAAUGAGACUGAUAUUGAGCUGGGCAGUCUAAUGAGGAUGGAUUAUCAGAGUCUACAUAAUGAGUUACUGCUGCAUCUCAGUGAGAACUACACACAGGUGUUCAGUGGUCUAGCCAUGCUAGCAUCGAAAGAUUCCACCUAUAGAGGGCCUAAACCCAUCACCGAGGCAACAGACAUGGCUGACUUCCUACAGCCCAGACUUCUGGGUAUACUGGCGUUCUUUGAUUCACAGCUGCUCAACUCACACAUUGCAGUCGAAGACAAGAAACUGGCCCUAGAAAGUCUGGUCUGUAUCAUGAAGCUGAUGGGUACCAGGCAUAUCACUGGUGUCCGACUCAAGAUCAUGGCAACCCUCAAGAUUGGUCUACGCUAUAAGGAUGACGGGUUUCCCUUACUGUCAUGCAGGGCUUGGCAGUGUUUCGUUCAGAGUGUGGAGCCAUCGUCUCUCGGUCCAAUGAUCAGUCAGGUCAUUGUCACUCUCCUUCCAUUACUCCAUCAAUUACCGGAGCAGGUGGCCAAGAUCUACAACUUCCUCAUCGUUGAAAACAGGGACACUUUCAGCCAGCAUUUCCAUGAGUUGUACUUCAUGCCCGACUUAGCCGAACUCAACGAAGUCAACUCGGUCCUGAAGGAACAUCGUGAGGAUCCGUCAAGUCAGCCGGAUCUCAAGACUCAACUCAGGCAGUCUAUCAAGGGAGUGACUCAUGAGAGUCUGGACGUCAGACUUCAUGCCCUGUCCAAACUCAGGGACUUGUUGCGGAAAAACCAGUCAUCGCUGCAUGAAUACGUGAUGGGUAACGAGACAGUCGAUCCUACCAUUACUGAACUGGUGUCAGUGUUAUUAAGUGGCUGUCGUGACUCAGACACCAAAGCACAGAGUCUCUUUGGUGAGUGUCUGGGAGAGUUAGGAGCCAUUGAUCCUGGAAGGCUGGAGAUUAUUGCUAACAACAAGACAGAAGAUAUGUCCAAGUUCCAUACUGGUGUUGAUGAUGCCAACUUUGCCUUUGAUCUGAUCAGUGAGCUGGCUAGAGCCUUUCUAGCUGCGGCCGAUACCCGUUCUCAGGACUGCUCUGCCUAUGCCAUACAAGAGCUGCUUCAGAUCUACGAUUGUAAGGAAUCACCGAAGGAAUCCUCUGGCCGUCAGCUUUGGAGGCGUUUCCCCGCCCACAUUAAGGAGAUCUUACUCCCUCUCCUUGAUGCUAAGUACGUCCCAGCCUCCUCUCCUUCAUGGACUAACAUCCCUAAGCCCAUCUAUCGGAGCAAGAAGGGCAAGACUUAUAAGGACUGGGUGUGUGCUUGGACUGGAUACCUCGUUACCAAGGUACGAUCUCCACAAGCUUCUCAGAUCUUCAAGUCUUGCAGCGUGAUCAUCAAACAUGACAUCCAGACUGCGCUGUUCCUGCUGCCUAUCAUCCUCCUACAUGCGUUACUGGACGGUAGGCAGGAGGAUAAAGAAGAGAUUCGUCAGGAGAUUUUAGCAGUGCUCACCCACGCUGAGAAGUCUGAGGAUCAGCGGUCAGGUGACGCCAGUCACAUGAGCGCUCAGACCGUCUUUUCUGUGUUGGACUACUUGACACGGUGGAAGCGGCAUCGGGUUCAGAUGCUGUCUGUGUCCAGGACACAGAAGAAAUCACAGAGUGGAAAUUUGCAUAUUGAUGAGGAUGCCGACUACCGGUUAAUCCAUGGUUUCCUGGAGCAGAUCCCACAGGAUGUGUUAGCGAGAGCCUCCUUCCAAUGCAAAGCCUAUGCACGAUCCCUCAUGCACUGUGAAGCGUACAUCAACAAAAACAGGCACAACCUACAGCAACAGCUGGGAUUCCUACAGAAGCUGUAUAUUGCCUUGGAUGAGCCAGACGGUGUGCUUGGGGUAUCAGCCAUCCGACAAGAAACACCAACACUCCAUGAACAGAUACUGGAUCAUGAGAGUAGAGGUAACUUACAUGAUGCCUCUGCUUGCUACGAGCGAGCCAUUCAACUGGAACCAGAUGAGCCGUCCCAUCAUGCUGGCUUCCUUCGUUCAUUUAUGGGUCUAGGUCAACUCACCAAGGCUCUGAUCCACGUCAAUGGUGCUGCGGCUGAACGCCCUGAUUGGACGAGCAAGCUGAACGCUUAUCGGGUGGAGGCUUGUUGGAAGCUUGCCAAGUGGGACACACUGGAGACGUACCUGAAGACAGAAACACGAAACACCACGGACUGGAAUGUAGGACUCGGCAAGAUUCUCUUGGCAUCCAAACAGAAGAAUGAGGAUGAGUUUGAGAGACAGCUGAAGAUUGUGAGGAGCGCCCUCAUGGGUCCACUAUCGGCAGCAAGUAUGGAGACCGGGUCGUAUCAACGGGGCUAUGAGUACAUUGCAAGGCUUCAUAUGUUGCGUGACCUGGAGCAAGGCAUCCGUUGCCUAGGAGGCUUCCCACAGAACGCAUCGUCAAGUGAGGACGAUAUCAUGACACGUCCUGAGCUACUAGGUACCUGGGAUGCCCGGCUCAGUAUGACACAGUCAUCAUUCCGUAUCCAGGAACCAUUGCUGUGUCUGCAGAGGAUUAUGCUGGGACUCUCAGACGGACCUGAGGACUUCAGUAAGAAUAAAGAUGUUGGUCUGUGUUGGCUAAAGAGUGCAAAGGUCGCCAGAAAGGCUGAUCAUCUAGAGACAGCCUAUAGUUCCCUGCUGAAUGCCAGUUCCUUUAAUCUACCAGAUCUGUGCAUAGAGGAAGCUAAGUGGCUCUGGAGCAAGGGAGAAGGGCACCAGGCAUUGAUUACCUUACAGAAGGGCGUGGCUGAUCAUUUCUCGGAGGAGGCUCGGGCCAGGAGAGGCUCAUUGCAGGAUGAUCCGACUGAGAAACUCACACAUGCUAAGGCACUUCUCCUUGUGGGUCGGUUCAUGGAAGACACUGCCAAGUUUGAGAGUAACUCGGUCAUGAAGCAGUACAAAGAUGUCCUGGAGGUCUACCCUGAAUGGGAGGAUGGCCAUUUCUAUCUGGCCAAGUACUAUGAUAGACUCAUGCAGAGCUUAUCAGAACGACCAGAGAAAUCUGGUGAGUUCAUCUUGUUUGUGGUGCGCCAUUUCGGCCAUUCCUUGCUGUACGGCAAUCAGUACAUCUAUCAAUCCAUGCCUCGGCUGCUCACUCUCUGGUUGGACUAUGGAUCUCACGUCUCAGAGCUGGAGAAAGGCAAGAAAACGGAGAAGACAACAACAAGCAAGGUCAUCCUGACGAGACUCAACAAGAUUCUUGCUGACCUUACAUUGAGGCUAGCUCCUUAUCAGUUUCUGACAGCAUUCUCCCAGCUCAUCUCUCGCAUCUGUCACGCUCACGAGGAAGUCUUCCUACAACUACAGGAGAUCAUCGCUCGCGUUCUGGUGGCCUUUCCCCAACAGGCCGUCUGGAUGUCUAUGGCCGUUUCCAAGUCUUCCUAUCCAGUCCGAACCAAACGUUGCAGCGAGAUCUUCACCAGGGCAAAAUAUCUGCAGAAAAAUCUCAACAAGUUCAUCCAGGAUGCAACAAGGUUGACGGAUCGAUUACUAGAGCUAUGCAACAAGCAGGUUGAGCAUACAUGCAACACGCUCAGCAUCAAUAACGAUUUCAGGUCACUCAAGAGGCUUGUCGAUGACAGUAAUUUCAGUAACAUCAUCGUCCCGCUGCAGUCAGCCAUGACUGUCACCCUCCCUAGCAGCCAAGGGGCACACCGAGAUCACAACCCCUUCCCUAUGACGCAGAUAUUCAUCAACAGCUUCGAUGAUGUGGUUGAGGUUCUCCCAUCUCUGCAAAAACCCAAGAAGAUUGGAAUCCAGGGCUCGGACGGCAAGCUGUAUGUCAUGAUGUGUAAACCCAAGGAUGAUCUGAGACAGGAUAAUCGUCUGAUGGAGUUCAACGGAAUCGUCAACAAAUGUCUGAGGAAAGACGCAGAGUCUCGCCGUGGCCAGCUUCAUAUCAGAACUUAUGCCGUCAUCCCACUGAAUGAGGAGUGUGGUUUGAUUGAAUGGGUUCCCAACACAGCUGGCCUCAGAAAUAUACUCCACAAAAUAUACAGGGAGAAGGGAAUGUAUAUAUCUGGCCGAGAGUUGAAGAGUCUAGCGCCACCACGUGGAGCACCGCUGGAGCAGAUGGUGAGUCUUUUCAGGACCAAGUUGCUUCCCAAGUUUCCGUCCGUCUUUGGAGAAUGGUUCCUCAAGACAUUUCCUGAUCCUACCUCAUGGUACCUGAGUAGACUGGCGUAUGCCCGGACAUCUGCCGUUAUGGCCAUGGUUGGCUAUAUACUGGGUCUGGGUGACAGACAUGGUGAGAAUAUCCUAUACGACUCUACCACGGGGGAUUGCGUUCAUGUGGACUUCAACUGUCUCUUCAACAAGGGUGAGACGUUUGACUAUCCUGAGCGUGUUCCAUUCCGUUUGACUCACAACAUGGAGAGUGCCAUGGGACCAAUGGGGAAGGAAGGAAUCUUCCGACAAGCGUGUGAGGUCACCAUGAAGGUGAUGAGAGAUCAGAGAGAACCACUCAUGAGUGUUUUGAAGACGUUCAUCUACGAUCCUCUGGUUGAAUGGAGUAAGCCUGCCAAAGGAACGCGUACAUCACAUCUCAGUGAGUCAGGAGAGAUUAAUAAUGAGAAGGCCCUGACCCACGUCAAAGACAUCGAGCAACGCUUGCAAGGAAUCUUGAAGAACAAGAACAAGACGAGAGGGCUCCCUCUAUCCAUCGAGGGUCACGUCCAUUAUCUGCUACAAGAAGCUACAUCCGAAGCCAACCUGGCACAGAUGUACUUUGGUUGGGCUGCAUAUAUGUGAAGAUCUCAUGGCUGUCCAAGAAUCUUAGACCAUGUCUGGUUUAAUUGGCUACGCUAUGAACACUACCCUUUUCAAAGCGCUUCCUACAGACCUGUGUUUUACUGUCGGCCAGGGCCAAAUAAAUCUGAUGCUUCCUAAUCUAUGUCACAAAUUUUUGCAUCCUAAAGUAACCUCGAAACUACUGUUGAUUUUUGUAGUAAAACAACAAAGACGUUACUGUAUGUAAAAUGUUCCGUAAUUUAUACCAUUGAACGGAAGUGUGGCCUAGUGGUUAGGGUUCGUGACUCCUGAUCAGAGGGUCAGGGGUACCAAUCCAGCUGCUGGCCGUAUGUUGUGUCCUU
Messenger RNA from Patiria miniata (bat star), 8681 nucleotides. RefSeq names its product serine/threonine-protein kinase ATR-like. The record is from RefSeq and is a predicted model, not a curated record. Gene Ontology annotation, biological process: protein phosphorylation; DNA damage checkpoint signaling; telomere maintenance. Gene Ontology annotation, molecular function: protein serine/threonine kinase activity; protein binding. Lineage: Eukaryota; Metazoa; Echinodermata; Asteroidea; Valvatida; Asterinidae. Gene Ontology annotation, cellular component: nucleus. The transcript is spliced from 62 exons. Bases 109 to 8340 code for a protein of 2743 amino acids.